AUGGAGGAAACCACACCCGCAGGACGCCCCAUUAUUGAUAGAGAAAAAACUGCGCCGUUCCUCGUCCGCACAUUCAUCAAAAUUGGCAGCUUCCAUCGCCUCCCACAAUUCGAGGAGGGGACAUUACCAAUUGCCGAUGAGCAGCAGAUUUUUACCUGGAAGGAUGCCACCUUGCGCGAAGUCCUGACGACCCUGCGCGCCACCGCACCUGCCCUUCCAGAGAUCCGCCAUCCCCUCGCCCGCUAUUCCUUCCGCGCACUGUAUGCUGACAGCGCGACACGGGGUCGUGUCACACAGAAAGAGCUCGGCGUGGUCUACUCACGAGACAUCCUUGGCGAACCUGGUUCGCUCGACGCGCCAGCAGCUCGCCUUCUCGUCGACGAGGACAUCCCUCCGGGAAACGAUGAGCGCACGCUUGACGAGCUGCGAUUUGUCCCUGGCGACUAUCUCUGCGUCGCUGUGCACCUUCCAAAGAACGCAACAGUAGCUGUUGGCCCGGGCGGCGAGCUGGCUAUCAAGGGAACAGCGGGACCUGGGGCGGGUGCUGGGGCGGCCAAUGGGUGGAAGAACGGCAGCCGUGCGGAUGGUGGGUGGGGAGGAGGACUCGCGCCUGUGCCUGGUCCACCUGGAGGAUUGGGCCGCGGGGGAGGACACUGGCGAGGAGACUCCAAUCCUGCCCCGUCUGUCCCUCGCGGUGGACGCGGAGGGCGUGGAGGCGACUUUUCUGGGAGAGACGUAGACAGGCGUGUGCCACCGCCGCGCCGAGACUCGCCCCCACCCAUCAGGCGGGACCUCUACGGGGACCGUGACAGAGGAGGGCGACGCGCAUCAUCGCGGUCGAGGAGUCCACCGAGGAGGAGAGGCCGGUAUGACUGA
This is a messenger RNA of Laetiporus sulphureus 93-53, 876 nucleotides long. RefSeq lists its product as uncharacterized. The record is from RefSeq and is a predicted model, not a curated record. Gene Ontology annotation, molecular function: transcription factor binding; transcription corepressor activity. The coding region runs from base 1 to 876 and encodes 291 amino acids. Gene Ontology annotation, biological process: negative regulation of DNA-templated transcription. Gene Ontology annotation, cellular component: nucleus. Lineage: Eukaryota; Fungi; Basidiomycota; Agaricomycetes; Polyporales; Laetiporaceae. The transcript has 3 exons.